Vicugna pacos (alpaca) is the source of this 4016-nucleotide messenger RNA. It is a transcript of the gene ANKFY1, whose product is annotated as ankyrin repeat and FYVE domain containing 1. Gene Ontology annotation, molecular function: protein binding; metal ion binding. Lineage: Eukaryota; Metazoa; Chordata; Mammalia; Artiodactyla; Camelidae. The record is from RefSeq and is a predicted model, not a curated record.
UUUGUGGAGCCGCGCGGGAAGGCGCGGUGCUGUGGGAGCGCUGCUUGCUGGGCGCAGCGGCUCUGAGAGGGAACGGCCGGGCGUGGUCGCAUGGAGCACAGCGGGUCUCGCGAGCCUUCCUCUACAGCCUCUCCGAGGCGCCUGGGGCCGGGGUCCUGAGCGCUAUUCCUAUGGCAACGCCCCUCUGGCGGUCCUGGACCCCACGGGAUCACGGCGGGAUGCGGAGCUGGUCGCGAGAAGAAGUGGCCAAGUUGGAGAAGCACUUGAUGCUUCUCCGACAAGAGUAUGUCAAGCUGCAGAAGAAACUGGCAGAGACAGAGAAGAGAUGCACUCUUCUGGCUGCGCAAGCCAACAAGGAAAGCAGCAAUGAGUCCUUCAUCAGCCGCCUGCUGACGAUCGUGGCCGACCUGUACGAGCAGGAGCAGUACAGUGAUCUGAAGAUAAAGGUUGGGGGCAGGCACAUCAAUGCUCACAAGUUUGUCCUGGCGGCCCGCAGCGACAGCUGGAGUCUGGCCAGUUUGUCUUCCACCGAGGAGCUGGACCUGUCAGAUGCUAACCCUGAGGUGACAAUGACAAUGCUUCGCUGGAUCUAUACGGAUGAAUUGGAGUUCAGAGAAGAUGAUGUGUUCCUGACUGAGUUGAUGAAACUAGCUAAUCGGUUUCAGCUACAGCUCCUUAGGGAGAGGUGUGAGAAGGGUGUGAUGUCUCUGGUGAAUGUCAGGAACUGCAUCCGCUUCUAUCAGACUGCGGAGGAGCUGAACGCCAGCACGCUGAUGAACUACUGUGCAGAAAUCAUAGCGAGUCAUUGGGAUGACUUACGGAAGGAGGACUUCAGCAGCAUGAGUGCUCAGUUGUUGUACAAAAUGAUCAAAUCUAAGACUGAGUAUCCGUUACAUAAAGCUAUCAAAGUGGAGCGAGAAGAUGUGGUCUUCCUUUAUCUAAUUGAAAUGGAUUCACAGCUCCCUGGGAAGCUGAAUGAAUUGGAUCAUAAUGGAGAUCUUGCUUUAGAUCUAGCCCUUUCGCGGCGACUGGAGAGUAUUGCCAGCACACUGGUUAGUCACAAAGCUGAUGUGGACAUGGUGGACAAGAAUGGCUGGAGCUUGUUACAUAAAGGAAUCCAAAGAGGAGAUCUCUUUGCUGCCACUUUCCUCAUUAAGAAUGGGUCCCUUGUCAAUGCUGCGACGUUGGGUGCCCAGGAGACACCAUUGCACCUUGUGGCAUCAUACAGUUCAAAGAAGCACUCAGCAGAUGUGAUGUCCGAGAUGGCGCAGAUUGCAGAGGCCCUGCUGCAGGCUGGUGCCAACCCCAACAUGCAGGACAGCAAGGGCAGGACUCCCUUACACUUGUCCAUCAUGGCCAGGAACGAAUACGUGUUCAAUCAGUUGCUGCAGUGUAAACAGUUAGAUUUAGAGCUGAAGGACCAUGAGGGCAGCACCGCUCUGUGGCUUGCAGUGCAGUACAUCACCGUGUCUUCCGACCAGUCCGUAAACCCCUUCGAAGACCUCCCCGUGGUAAAUGGGACCUCAUUUGAUGAAAACAGCUUUGCGGCCAGACUCAUUCAGCGUGGCAGCAAUACCAAUGCACCUGAUACAGUAACAGGAAAUUGCUUACUGCAGCGGGCAGCUGAAGCAGGAAAUGAGGCCGCAGCUCUUUUCCUGGCAACCAAUGGCGCCCACGUCAACCACAGAAACAAGUGGGGAGAAACCCCGUUGCACACAGCCUGUCGGCACGGCCUGGCCAACCUCACCACAGAGCUCCUGCAGCAGGGGGCCAACCCAAACCUGCAGACGGAGGAGGCCCUGCCGUCGCCAAAGGAGGGUGCAUCCCUGCCCAGCUCCACAGACAGCGUCUACCUGCAGACGCCACUGCACUUGGCGAUUGCCUAUAAUCAUCCAGAUGUCGUGUCUGUCAUCCUGGAGCAGAAAGCUAAUGCUCUUCAUGCCACCAACAACUUGCAAAUUAUUCCGGACUUCAGCCUCAAGGAUUCCCGAGACCAGACUGUGCUGGGCCUGGCACUGUGGACUGGCAUGCACACGAUUGCAGCCCAGCUGCUGGGCUCUGGGGCUUGCAUCAACGACACCAUGUCGGACGGGCAGACCUUGCUGCACAUGGCCAUGCAGCGGCAGGACAGCAGGAGCGCGCUCUUCCUGCUGGAGCACCAGGCGGACAUAAACGUCAGGACUCAGGAUGGGGAGACAGCCCUCCAGCUCGCCAUCAGAAAUCAGCUUCCGCUUGUAGUGGACGCCAUAUGCACCCGGGGCGCUGACAUGUCCGUGCCCGACGAGAAGGGGAACCCCCCGCUGUGGCUGGCGUUGGCCAGUAACCUGGAGGACAUCGCAUCCACUCUGGUCAGACAUGGUUGUGAUGCCACGUGCUGGGGUCCAGGACCUAGCGGGUGCCUCCAGACCCUGCUGCACAGAGCCAUUGAUGAGAACAACGAGUCCAUCGCCUGCUUUCUUAUUCGCAGUGGCUGUGAUGUGAAUAGUCCCAGACAACCUGGUGCUAAUGGAGAAGGAGAGGAGGAGGCCAGAGAUGGGCAGACCCCCUUGCACUUGGCAGCCUCCUGGGGGCUGGAGGAGACGAUACAGUGUCUUCUGGAGUUUGGUGCCAAUGUAAAUGCACAGGAUGCAGAAGGCAGAACGCCUGUCCACGUGGCCAUCAGCAACCAACACGGCGUCAUCAUUCAGCUAUUGAUUUCUCACCCUGAGAUCCACCUGAACGUACGAGACAGACAGGGCCUGACCCCCUUUGCCUGCGCCAUGACCUACAAGAACAAUAAGGCGGCUGAGGCCAUCCUAAAACGAGAGUCUGGGGCUGCUGAGCAGGUGGAUAACAAGGGCCGGAAUUUUCUUCACGUGGCAGUUCAGAACUCUGACAUUGAAAGUGUCCUGUUCCUGAUCAGUGUCCAAGCUAAUGUGAAUUCCAGAGUCCAGGAUGCUUCCAAGUUGACCCCUUUGCACCUUGCUGUGCAAGCAGGCUCAGAGAUUAUUGUCCGCAAUCUGCUUCUUGCAGGAGCCAAAGUGAAUGAAUUAACCAAGCACCGCCAGACCGCCCUCCAUCUCGCUGCCCAGCAGGACCUGCCCACCAUCUGCUCAGUCCUCCUGGAGAAUGGAGUGGACUUUGCUGCUGUGGAUGAGAAUGGAAACAAUGCUCUUCACCUCGCGGUCAUGCACAGCCGGCUCAACAACAUCCGGGUCCUCCUGACGGAGUGCACCGUGGACGCCGAAGCCUUUAAUCUAAGAGGCCAAUUGCCCCUGCACAUUUUGGGACAAUAUGGCAAAGAGAAUGCAGCAGCCAUCUUUGAUCUCUUCUUGGAGUGCAUGCCUGAGUACCCUCUGGAUAAGCCAGACGCAGAAGGAAACACGGUGCUGCUCUUAGCCUACAUGAAAGGGAAUGCCAACUUGUGCCGCGCCAUCGUCCGCUCUGGGGCCCGCCUUGGGGUGAACAACAACCAGGGAGUCAACAUCUUCAACUACCAGGUUGCCACCAAGCAGCUGCUGUUCAGACUGUUAGACAUGCUGUCCAAGGAGCCCCCGUGGUGCGACGGUUCCAAUUGCUACGAGUGCACUGCCAAGUUUGGAGUCACAACUCGCAAACAUCACUGUCGUCACUGCGGGCGUCUUCUUUGCCAUAAAUGCUCGACCAAGGAGAUUCCUAUUAUAAAGUUUGAUCUGAACAAGCCUGUGCGAGUUUGCAACAUUUGCUUUGAUGUACUGACUCUGGGUGGGGUCUCCUAGUGAGCCCCCAGGAAGGUCCAGGCCACAUCCUCAGUCGCCUCCCCAGCAGCUGCUCUGCUCACCAGCCUGACCCCACCCAGAGCAGGAGCUGGCAGUCGUCUUCCUGCGGCGAUAGACUGCAACAGUUAAGGACCAUGGUGUGAUAGAUCCCAUUUCAAAUGAUUCUGUAUGAUUGUCAGACUGUGAUCGAGUUCACUAGAUGUCUCAUUCAUUGGACCAGGCCAUCUAGCCUAAGUGGUAAAUGUGAUAGGAAUUAAACCCCAUUCUGCUAAUUACGUA